AUGGCACCUGGCCAGGUUGCCGUUGACUUCAACAGAAUCAUCAAUGCAGAGCGCCAGCGUCGUAAAAACGAGGCUCUUGCGCAGGAAAUCUUCAGCAAGAAUCGCAGAUCGAGCGCGCCAGGGGCAGGUCUGAACAAUCGCAAGCCGGGUACCGGGCCAUCACUUGCCAGCAGGGUCGGUAUUGCAAAGCGAACAGUUUCGACUUCAGCUAGGCCAUCGCAAAAGCCCGUGAGACCCGCCGAUAAACCUGGAGCUGGCAAUGUCGACGCCGAAUGGACGCACGAUCUUCACUCCCUAAAUAACCCUUCAGCAUCACGCGUCUCACAGCUGCCCCACCACGCUCCGAAGACAUGGCGCACAAACCGAAACAAACGUCUCUACUCAGCUCUGAACGGCUCAGACUCAUCCUCCGCCGUGGCGGACCAAGUCAACAUUGUUAACGCCAAAAAGCCAUCGUCUGGUAUCUCUAUUAGAGGACUUGCUGGACCAUAUGUUGUCAUGGCCAAGAACUUUGCUCCUGGGACUACGACCGCAGAUAUUGAGAGCGCAAUGACCCCAAUUGGUGGAGUGGCUCUUAGUUGUCGUAUAAUUACCGAGAGACCCAGUGUCAUUGCCGAAAUUGUUUUCGAAUCCAAGGAGGGAGCAGAUAAUGUGGUUGACACAUUCAACAAUCAGAAUGCGGAUGGCAACAUUUUGCACGUAUAUCACAAAAUCGGUGGUCCAGCUCCCAAACUCCCCGUCUCCCAGUCUGCACGUCCAGCCACCCCCCUAGGGCCACGAGCUGAUACUAUCACCGAUCGGUCCGACAAUACUAGAUCAGGAUAUGGUGGCUCUGACCGGUAUGUUCCACAAGGCCGCGGUCGAGAACGCCGACGAGAUUAUGACUCAAGAGAAGAGGUUAUGGAUGGUUCAUAUGGCUUUGAUGACCGUAUGGAUACAGACGAUCGCGAUGACAACCAGUACGACAUGGGUAAAAGUCGAAUGGGCCUGUACAGCGACACCAUAGUAGGCAGUCGUGGCCGUGGACGUGGCCGUGGACGUGGCAGCAGCCGAGACAGAGGCCACGGUAACGAUAGAGGCCGCGGGUACAGAUGA
Amorphotheca resinae ATCC 22711 is the source of this 1095-nucleotide messenger RNA. RefSeq lists its product as hypothetical. The transcript has 4 exons. The record is from RefSeq and is a predicted model, not a curated record. The coding region runs from base 1 to 1095 and encodes 364 amino acids. Lineage: Eukaryota; Fungi; Ascomycota; Leotiomycetes; Helotiales; Amorphothecaceae. Gene Ontology annotation, molecular function: RNA binding.